Mauremys mutica (yellowpond turtle) is the source of this 1139-nucleotide messenger RNA. RefSeq names its product mitochondrial ribosomal protein L40 (gene MRPL40). Gene Ontology annotation, cellular component: mitochondrial large ribosomal subunit; mitochondrial ribosome. The record is from RefSeq and is a predicted model, not a curated record. The transcript is spliced from 4 exons. NCBI's taxonomy places the organism in Eukaryota, Metazoa, Chordata, Testudines, Geoemydidae. The coding region runs from base 428 to 925 and encodes 165 amino acids.
UGAUGUACCCUCAAUGUUUACUGACUGUAUCUUGAAUUCACCCACCGUAUACCCUGCAUUGGGGACAUGACAGACUGUGUAUAUGUAUAUGCUGCCUAACACCAAAAUGCUAACAUCCAUCCACAACCUGUAUGUUAGCCCCAAUGACAUAAUAACUGACGCUUUAAACACUUUGUAUCGUUUAUUCUAAAUAGCCACUAGGCCCCUGCAUGCGAUGCGCUGAUCCGGGCCCUGCCCUGGUGUAAUUUGCCGCCGGUGCCUUCCAUACGCGUGGCCCUGGUUGGAAUUCCCGGCCUUUCGUUUGUUGCACCGUCUGGAUCUGCCUGGCUACCCUCACUGCCAAUUGUGGGGGUUUUGCCCUCCUGGAAGCAGCAGUUCUCAGCUGUCCUGGACCAUUCAUUUUCGGGGAAACCAUUGGCAGACUUCUAUGCUGGCAUUUCAGGAGUCCCUCCCCAUGAGAGCAGAACCGAGGAAGAAAAAGAAGGUAGAUCCAAGAAGAGACCAAGCACAAAAGGACCGUAUGAAGAAAAAGAUUAAAAAGAUGGAAAAAGCUGCCCAGGAAAUGAUUCCCAUUGAGGAUUUUGUAACACCAUUCAAGUUUUUGGAUGCUUCACGAGUGCGAGAGAUCUCCCCACUGUCCUUUGAGGAGAAUGAAAGGCGAGCCCUGCUCCUGAAGAAAUGGGCCCUGUACAAGCAGAAAGAACAUGAGGCAGAGAUGGAAACACUGAAGUCUCUUAUGGCAGCUCAGCAGGAGGCACUAGAGGAACUGCGUCUCGAAUCAGAAGAACUUUACCAAGCAGCAAUAAGACGAGAUGAGGACCUGUUUCCCUUUGAGAAAGAGGGGCCUAGUUACACACCACAGGUUCCUGGCUAUGAGGCUCCUGAAGGGAAAUGCAUCGACAUUACCAAAGUGUACACACAGUGAGAUCGGAAGACUCUGCCAUGGAGCUGGCAGGAGAUGCUCAGUGCAUUAAAGGAUGACACAAUGGGAUGCGACUAGACUAUUUAUUUUGUUUUUUCAAACAUCCCUAUGCAGAUGUCUGUCAAAAGAAAAGAAAAACACCACCUGUCCUUGUUCCCUUUCUUUUUAUAACUGGCCAUCUUGACAAUAAAACUUCCAAUAAAAACAAAAUACUUUA